AUGUCUCCCGAGUCUUCCUCACUAUUUCCUGACCGGCCUAUUCGACCUCUUCCGAAACGUCGACUACGUGAAAGGCUUUCUCCAGAUGUCGCCGACAGCAUUCAAUACCCUCCCGCACCUCAAACUUCAGCGCCCUUGUUUGUCUACCCAUACAAUGCCAAGGAAGAUUUGGUGUCGUUAGGAGCUGAGCCUCCAGGUGUAGCACAUCGAGAGAACGCAGCUGAAUUAGGGCAAGAAACCGGUCUCCGUAGAAACGGCCUAGGUAAUGAAAACGACGGUAAUUCACUAAUUGGACAAGCUCGGAGAGCUUUCGUAUCACGACCCCUCCACGAUUCGUCGGGACAUGCGACUCGUGCCCCUCUACGACAGGGUCAAUCUCGACAACCAAAUCCGCAGCCACCACCUUCUACUGCAUCCUCCGCAGACGGUUACGAUUCCUUUGAGAACAGUAAUAAUAAGAAGAAGCGGAAGAUUCCAACAGCUGGUGAGACAAUUUUGAAUGGGACGCACGUGUUGAAUGAUCUUGGAGCGCUAGGAGUAUCGUCGCCCGUAGCAACAGGUGAUGAGGGAUCUUUAGAUAUCUCAGGAUCAGCUUCUACAGCUUAUUAUCAAUCCGGUGGUCUUGCAGCGGGCGGGCAAGGAAUUUCCGGUCCUGGCAGAGGUGGUGUACAAUAUUCAUCGCCGCCUGCAGGCGAGAAUUCCGGAAUUAUCUCCAGUGCUAUCGCCAGCGCAGAGAAGCUUCAGGUACCUCAAGGCCAAGAAAAUAUCAGUCUUUUACACCAAGAAACAUCUACGAAGUCUAGUCCAACGUCAUCAGCACAGUUUACUUUCACGUUUGAUUCCCAAAACCCUGUUUCCUGGCCUGGCUCUGAUCCAGCGCCGUCAAAUAUGGGACCCACAAAUCAUAUGAACCAGUCUCAUCCGGGCUCUCGAGACUCGUACAAUGGUCAUGGUGCUAGAUCUCAAAAUGGAUCAGGUCCUCCGCCGAACAGGCCAGGAAGUAUGCAGGGAGGAAUCAACACAGCAACCAACGAAGCAGGCAAAGGAGCAGCCCAGGGUAAUGUUCCACCGAAGAAAUCGAAGCGUCGCGGUAACUCCCUCUUGCAGGCAGCUAAACAACGCCGUAAAGAAACAGAAUUCCAGAAUUUCCACCACCCACCAGCACCAGAGGAUAUUUGGAUAUGCGAAUUCUGCGAGUACGAACGGAUCUUUGGCCGUCCACCUGAAGCCUUGAUUCGGCAGUACGAGAUCAAAGACCGUCGGCGACGCCGGGAAGAAGCAGAGCGGCGUAGGUUAUUGGAGAAGGCGAAAAUGAAGUCGCGCAAAGGCAAGAAGGCAGGCAAAAUGGCAGCGAAGAGUAACUCCAAUGCUCCUGAUCGCAAUCUCACUUCAACGUCAAGAGAAGUGUCUCCCUCGGAAAAAGGCUCAGAUAUUUCAAGAUCUCGCGACGUGUCUCCACUACAAGAGGAGAAUACAACGCCUCGCAAAAAGUCGGUCCGCGUUAGUUUCGAUGACCGUACUAUGGCCACAGUGGUUGGUGAAUCUGCAGGAGAUAUAGACGAGUCAUGCCCGCCAAGUCCACAGCAAACCAAGCGGCCUUGGUACAGUAAUAUCGGACGAAGCAAGAGGAAAGACUUUGCUCUCGAGGACGACGAAAUUAUGAAACCUCGGCCUGCGUUGCCAAGCUUCGGAAGUAUUAGGGAAAAAAAGCCAAGGGAACCCGAAGAACGACCUCUUGUACGCCCACAAGAAUUAGCUCAUUCAUCUGAUUUGCGCUCAUCCGCCCCAAACGCGCCUAGCAACUCUGGAACCCCUGAUGAGCUGCUGUUAGGGCAGUCAAGCGAUCAGGUUGUAGGGUCGAUUUUUGUUCGAGAACAAACCCCGCGAAACGCCCCAAAUAUCUCAAGGUUUAGGGAACCAUUGCCACCCGUUGUGACCUCGGUGGAAGGAAGUGGUUAUAUCUCAGACAGCAUCAAGAGCUCCGAUUCCGACGAUGAACUCCUUAAUAGCAUCGGAGGUGCGAGUGAUGCAGAAGAUUUUCCUAGCACACAGAUUACCCAACCAGAUACCCAAGAUAAUUCUCAAAGCAACUCAACCAUUCUUGAGAAAAGGCUUGUCAAAUCGGAGGCAAGUGUACCAAAUGCAAUUCAACUUCCGCCGCAUGAUAUUCCCGAAAUUGCUGUAAUACAACCCAGUCCAAAAGGUCCGGAGCAAGGCACGUCCGCUGCAAGCGUACUAGAAGAACCCUUCUUCGACGUCCCAGGUGGGUUCCCAGAUGAUGGAUCAGACAAAACACGUGAUAUUCAGCCUUCGCCGCAGAGUAUCAAUAGCAAAGCUAAUGGCGAUGCUUCCCCCUCACCUAUUUUCGAGCCAAAAGCAACGGUACACCCUAUCCAACCUGAUGUACUCCCUCAAACUACACUCACUACAACAGCUCUAUUAGACGCAGUGGAUAAUGAGUCUACAGACGACUCUGCAAGUAUUUACAGUGAUGCGUACGAAGAUCCCUGGAAUGCCGAGGGAGAUGGCUUCUUGUCUUUGAAUGCCGUUGUCGAGAAGCCUAUUGACAAAACCGCACCAUCCCAACUGUCAGAAUUACCUGGCGAUGCCCCACAAGGACCUCAUGAGAAAUAUCAACUCCCAGCUGAUAAGCAGUUUGGAGCCGCCGCCAACAUCUUGGAACCGGUACGUCACCAAGAUGAUUGGGAGCAGGCAAAAGCCUUUUGGCGUAGUUUAACAGCCGAGAAGAGGCUUCAGCUUGAGCGGGAGGCUAUGGAAGAGGCCGGAGCUGAAGGGGACGAGGACGAGAUUGAACGUCCUAUUCGAAAGAAUAGUGUUAAAAAGACAACUGCUCAACAACGAACAGCAACUGAAGCACAGCCUAGAUCGUCGACACAGCCUGAAGAUGUCUUUUCUGCCAACUCCACAAAACAUUCUGCAGUCAAGUCUAAAUCUAAAUCUACCCAAGAACCUCCUCAUCAACCAGCGAUAUCAUCGCGGAUGCGCAUGUCCCUGCGUGGAGAAAAGCCCGGACAGGCCUUAGAUGGUAUGCGAAAAACAAUGAGGUCUCACACCGGAGGACCAGCCAAGCAAUCUCAUCGCCAGACCACGCAGAAUGAGAAAUCCACGCCCGUCUAUACAAAGCCAAUUCGACAACAGGCACAACAACCUCCUCAAAAAUUACCUACUAAAAGAACAAACAGCUCUUUCCCUAGUGAUAAACCUCCUUUACAACGCCAUGGGUCUGAUGCUAGCGAUAGUAGCUUUAAGCGUAGCCGCGCCGCCCGUAACAGCGGAUUCAGCCUCCGCAGUUCUAUGCGUCCAUCAUCUGCUAAUCCAACUCAAGACAUAGCUAGAAGUUCCGGACGGUUCAGUCUACGAUCACUCUCGCCAACAGGCUCUUCAUUCCGGCAAAAUUCAGCUACUAAUGCUACGGAUGGAGCACCAACCCCUACGAUGCGGCGCACCCUACGAUCUAGUAGUGUGUCAAGUCAAGAAAGGAUCCUCCCAUCUAUCCAUUUUCCCUCGUUUGGUCGGUCGAAUAAGAACCCUACAACAAAGCGUUUCAAGAGAUCCAGUCGCUUCGGCGACUCGAGUGACGAAGACGAAGGUGAAAUUGCCGGCUUCCGCAGCCGCUUUGACGAUUCCAGUGACGAAGAAAGUGUUCGUCCCAGUACUUCAGCACAGGCAGGGCCUCUAUCAAGAGGUACUCUUAGAGGAUCUGCUACUGGCGCAGCUAGCUUUCGAAAAUCUACGCCUGUGCCAGAAGUAGACGAGGAUUCACCAACGCUACCCGACAGCGAUAAUGAGAUGCCCAGUCCUAUGCAGAGCCUGCGAAGUAAAGCCCCUAUCGGCGGUGCAGGUUUAACUCGUUCAAAUUCCGAAGCUCUGGGGACUGCGACACUAACACGAUCACGAUCCGGUCGUGGCGGGUUUGAUACUUCCGUAUCAGCCCCUACUACACCCAAUCGGGAAAGGCGAAGCUCCCUGAUGGGGAUAUUAAGACGCAACAAGCGAGCCGAUCCGGCAGGUAAAAUUCAACGUUCCGGGCUUGUGGAAAGCGCAGCUAGGCGCGAUACUAGAUUAGAGCGAAGUAGUGAGCAAUUAAGAGACCUUCGAAACGACAACUCUUCCAGCCUAAGGCUCCAGAAACGAUCUUCCGUUAAAAGGAACGACAGCUGGCCCUUGGGCGAGCCAUCUGGGAACGAGACUAUAAAACGAUCAAGCUCGGCCGGCAAUCUACUUGCUGGAAGCGGCACGGGGGGAGCCGCUCAGAGGCCCGAGCUGAACGAUAGACGAAGCACAAGCCUAGGACUUCCCACAGUAUACCAGAACGAACGAGAUGAGGUGAUUGUUGACGGUGUAGAACAUAAGAAAAAAAAGAAGUUCGGUGCACUGCGCCGGAUAUUCGGUCUAAACGACUAG
Messenger RNA from Daldinia childiae, 4425 nucleotides. RefSeq lists its product as uncharacterized. The coding region runs from base 1 to 4425 and encodes 1474 amino acids. NCBI's taxonomy places the organism in Eukaryota, Fungi, Ascomycota, Sordariomycetes, Xylariales, Hypoxylaceae. The record is from RefSeq and is a predicted model, not a curated record. The transcript is spliced from 4 exons.